Pipistrellus nathusii (Nathusius's pipistrelle) is the source of this 2022-nucleotide messenger RNA. Lineage: Eukaryota; Metazoa; Chordata; Mammalia; Chiroptera; Vespertilionidae. The record is from the annotation of a GenBank genome assembly.
AUGGAGACCCCGUCCCAGCGGCGCGCCACCCGCAGCGGGGCGCAGGCCGGCUCCACGCCGCUGUCGCCCACCCGCAUCACCCGGCUGCAGGAGAAGGAGGACCUGCAGGAGCUCAACGACCGCCUGGCCGUCUACAUCGACCGCGUGCGCUCGCUGGAGACGGAGAACGCGGGCCUGCGCCUCCGCAUCACCGAGUCCGAGGAGGUGGUCAGCCGCGAGGUGUCCGGCAUCAAGGCCGCCUACGAGGCCGAGCUCGGCGAUGCCCGCAAGACCCUCGACUCGGUGGCCAAGGAGCGCGCCCGCCUGCAGCUGGAGCUGAGCAAAGUGCGCGAGGAGUUCAAGGAGCUCAAAGCGCGCAAUACCAAAAAGGAGGGAGACCUGAUGGCCGCCCAGGCCCGCCUCAAGGACCUGGAGGCUCUGCUCAACUCCAAGGAGGCCGCGCUGAGCACGGCGCUCAGCGAGAAGCGCACGGUGGAGAGCGAGCUGCACGACCUGCGGGGGCAGGUGGCCAAGCUGGAGGCCGCCCUGGGGGAGGCCAAGAAGCAGCUCCAGGAUGAGAUGCUGCGACGGGUGGACGCGGAGAACAGGCUGCAGACGCUGAAGGAGGAGCUGGACUUCCAGAAGAACAUCUACAGCGAGGAGCUGCGUGAGACCAAGCGCCGCCACGAGACCCGGCUGGUGGAGAUCGACAAUGGGAAGCAGCGGGAGUUUGAGAGCCGGCUGUCGGACGCCCUGCAGGAGCUGCGGGCCCAGCACGAGGACCAGGUGGAGCAGUACAAGAAGGACCUGGAGAAGACCUACUCUGCCAAGCUGGACAACGCCAGGCAGUCCGCCGAGAGGAACAGCAGCCUGAUGGGGGCGGUGCACGAGGAGCUGCAGCAGUCCCGCAUCCGCAUCGACAGCCUCUCGGCCCAGCUCAGCCAGCUGCAGAAGCAGCUGGCAGCCAAGGAGGCGAAGCUGCGGGACCUGGAGGACCAGCUGUCCCGCGAACGGGACACCAGCCGCCGGCUGCUGGCCGAGAAGGAGCGGGAGAUGGCGGACAUGCGGGCGAGGAUGCAGCAGCAGCUGGACGAGUACCAGGAGCUGCUGGACAUCAAGCUGGCGCUGGACAUGGAGAUCCACGCCUACCGCAAGCUGCUGGAGGGCGAGGAGGAGAGGCUCCGCCUGUCCCCCAGCCCCACCUCGCAGCGCAGCCGCGGCCGCGCCGCCUCGCACUCCUCGUCCCAGUCCCAUGGCGGCGGCGGGGGCAGCAUCACCAAGAAGCGCAAGCUGGAGGCCGCCGAGAGCCGCAGCAGCUUCUCGCAGCACGCCCGCACCAGCGGCCGCGUGGCCGUGGAGGAGGUGGACGAGGAGGGCAAGUUCGUGCGGCUGCGCAACAAGUCCAACGAGGACCAGUCCAUGGGCAACUGGCAGAUCAAGCGCCAGAACGGAGAUGACCCCCUGCUGUCCUACCGCUUCCCGCCCAAGUUCACCCUGAAGGCCGGGCAGGUGGUGACGAUCUGGGCUGCCGGCGCGGGGGCCACCCACAGCCCCCCGACCGACCUGGUGUGGAAGGCGCAGAACACCUGGGGCUGCGGGAACAGCCUGCGCACCGCGCUCAUCAACUCCAACGGCGAGGAGGUGGCCAUGCGCAAGCUGGUGCGCUCCGUGACCGUGGUGGAGGACGACGACGACGAGGACGGAGACGACAUGCUCCAUCACCACCACGGAACCCACUGCAGCGGCUCGGGGGACCCCGCCGAGUACAACCUGCGCUCCCGCACGGUGCUGUGUGGGACGUGCGGGCAGCCGGCCGAUAAGGCGCAGGCCGGCGGCGCCGGAGCCCCGGUGGGCGGAUCCAUCUCCUCUGGCUCCUCCUCCUCCAGCGUCACGGUCACCCGCAGCUACCGCAGUGUGGGGGGCAGUGGGGGUGGCGGCUUCGGGGACAGCCUGGUCGCCCGCUCCUACGUCCUGGGCAACUCCAGUCCCCGGACCCAGGCCGCCCAGAACUGCAGCAUCAUACAAGAGAUGGGAAUGAGGUGA